This is a messenger RNA of Euleptes europaea (tarantolino), 1240 nucleotides long. RefSeq names its product guided entry of tail-anchored proteins factor 3, ATPase (gene GET3). Gene Ontology annotation, cellular component: GET complex. Bases 1 to 1047 code for a protein of 348 amino acids. The record is from RefSeq and is a predicted model, not a curated record. The transcript has 7 exons. Gene Ontology annotation, biological process: post-translational protein targeting to endoplasmic reticulum membrane. Gene Ontology annotation, molecular function: ATP hydrolysis activity; ATP binding. NCBI's taxonomy places the organism in Eukaryota, Metazoa, Chordata, Lepidosauria, Squamata, Sphaerodactylidae.
AUGGCAGCGUCGGGGUCUGGGCUCCUGGCGGAGGCGGACGAGUUCGAGGACGCGCCCGACGUGGAGCCGCUGGAGCCGACGCUGAGCAACAUCAUCGAGCAGCGGAGCCUGAAGUGGAUCUUCGUCGGAGGGAAGGGCGGCGUCGGCAAGACCACCUGCAGCUGCAGCCUAGCUGUGCAGCUCUCCAAAGUACGUGAGAGCGUUCUCAUCAUCUCCACUGAUCCUGCUCACAACAUUUCAGAUGCCUUCGAUCAGAAAUUUUCCAAGGUUCCCACCAAAGUCAAGGGCUAUGACAACCUUUUUGCCAUGGAGAUUGAUCCGAGCCUGGGCGUGGCUGAGCUUCCAGAUGAAUUCUUUGAAGAGGAUAACAUGCUAAGUAUGGGCAAGAAGAUGAUGCAGGAGGCAAUGAGCGCCUUUCCUGGUAUCGAUGAAGCCAUGAGCUAUGCUGAAGUGAUGAGGUUGGUGAAAGGGAUGAAUUUCUCUGUGGUGGUGUUUGACACAGCACCCACAGGGCACACGUUACGGCUGCUCAAUUUCCCCACCAUCGUGGAGCGGGGACUCGGCCGCCUGAUGCAGAUAAAGAACCAGAUCAGCCCCUUCAUAUCGCAGAUGUGCAACAUGCUUGGCUUGGGAGACAUGAACGCCGACCAACUUGCCUCCAAGCUGGAGGAGACCCUUCCUGUCAUCCGCUCAGUGAGCGAGCAGUUCAAGGAUCCGGAGCAAACCACAUUCAUCUGUGUCUGCAUCGCUGAGUUCCUCUCCCUGUACGAAACAGAGCGGCUCAUCCAGGAGCUGGCCAAGUGCAAGAUAGACACCCACAACAUCAUAGUCAAUCAGCUGGUCUUCCCUGACCCAGAGAAGCCCUGCAAGAUGUGCGAGGCCCGGCACAAGAUCCAGUCCAAAUACCUUGACCAGAUGGAAGACCUCUAUGAAGAUUUUCACAUUGUAAAGCUGCCACUCCUCCCCCAUGAAGUUCGAGGCGCUGAAAAGGUCAACACUUUCUCAAGUCUGCUACUGGAGCCCUACAAGCCCCCCAGUGCAAAGUGAAACCCCACGGACUGGCUCCCACUGAUUUCCCCCCCUGUCAACCAUUCCAUGCCUGCCCUUCCUCGCCCCUUUCCUGCUGGAGCUCCUCCCCUUCCAGUAGCCUUGUUUACCUCUUGCAGUUGUGCGAUUGAUGGGCUUGUGGUAGGGUUGGAAGAGGCAGAAGUUGGAGUUCCCACUUGUUCCUUCCUUGAUG